AAGAAACUUCCAAAAAGCUUGUUUAAUCAAUUAAAAUGACUGCAACGAUAUAUAUAUAUACACAUCUCUCUAUGCUUGAAUUAAUCAAGUUUCUUUCUCUACACCAAUUUCUUGAAAUGGGUUUUCAUUAUUUCACUAAAGUUGCACUUACAUUAACGUUAAUGUCAACCAUGGUAGGUUUUUCGAUGGCGGUUUCAGACAAAGACAGAGAGGAGUGCGCAGAGCAGCUGGUGGGUUUAGCUACAUGUCUGCCCUACGUUGGAGGUAAUGCCAGAACUCCAACGCCAGAUUGUUGCAGUGGUCUGAAGCAAGUCCUCAAAAACAACAAGAAGUGUUUGUGUGUCAUUAUUGUGGAUAGAAAUGAUCCUCAAUUAGGUCUCAAGAUAAAUGUCACUCUUGCUUUAGGCCUUCCCUCUAUUUGCCAUGCAAGUGCCAACGUUUCCCAAUGCCCUGCCCUUCUACACUUAGCACCUAAUUCUCCAGAUGCUCAAGUUUUCUAUCAAUUUGCUAAUAGCACUAAUGAGAGUAGCAGCAGCCCCGCCCCUAGUCCUAGUGAUGAAGCGGCCAACAGCAGAGGACAAAUUGCUCAAACGAGGAGCAAUGGAUGUAGUAGCAAUGCAAAACGAUGGGUUGGGUUGGAGUUGGUUUGUGUGGGGUUUUCACUUUGGUAUUUCCUUUAUUCAAUGUUGUUGUUCAUAUAGGUCUAUUUGGUUGUGAUGGAUCAUUGUUCUUCCAUGCCCUUCUUGUAAUAUUGUGAAUUUUCGCAUUUUAUUUUCCUAAUUGAAUGUUAAGAGCUUUAAUUAUUGCUUGACA
Molecule: messenger RNA, 813 nt
Organism: Hevea brasiliensis (rubber tree)
Lineage: Eukaryota; Viridiplantae; Streptophyta; Magnoliopsida; Malpighiales; Euphorbiaceae
Product: non-specific lipid transfer protein GPI-anchored 14
Exons: 3
Coding region: 36-701 (221 amino acids)
Biological process (GO): lipid transport
Molecular function (GO): lipid binding
Source: RefSeq, a predicted model, not a curated record